Messenger RNA from Nothoprocta perdicaria, 789 nucleotides. RefSeq names its product N-terminal EF-hand calcium binding protein 3 (gene NECAB3). Lineage: Eukaryota; Metazoa; Chordata; Aves; Tinamiformes; Tinamidae. Gene Ontology annotation, cellular component: Golgi cis cisterna; endoplasmic reticulum; cytoplasm. The transcript has 9 exons. The record is from RefSeq and is a predicted model, not a curated record. Bases 54 to 776 code for a protein of 240 amino acids. Gene Ontology annotation, biological process: regulation of amyloid precursor protein biosynthetic process.
ACAGACAUGUGCUUUCUUCCCUGGAAGCCCUCAACUCUGCUGUCCUGGCUGCCAUGGACAAAACCAAGCUGCAGUACGAGAACUCCUCCAAGAUGGAGCAGUUCCUGACCCGCUUCCUGCUGCGAGAAACCGUGUCCCAGCUGCAGUCAUUGCAGACCUCCCUCGAGUGUGCCGUGGACAUCAUGGAGGAGCAGGCAGGACGGGAGAGGAAGGACGUAAAGAAAUCAGAGACCUUGACUGGCCUGCGGUCAGGAAGACGAUAUGGGCGCAGAGGGCAGAAGAACAUCUGCUUGUCCUCUGUGGACCCCUAUUCCGGCAUGCUGACAACAGGCAUUUGUGUUGAAGACAACAACGAGUGGAUGGCACAGAUUAACCGGCUCCAACAGCUUAUUGAGAAACUGGAGUGCAAGAGCCCACGCCUGGAGCCUCUGAAGGAGGAAGCAGUGAGCAAGGACAGAGAUGAUCACCUCCUCGUGGCCAAGAGGCAGAUCUCGGUGGUGAAGAGUGGCAUUGAGGAGUUUCGCCAGGCGUUCAGGUCCUACGUGGAGGUCACCGCUGCGCAGAGCAGCUGCCUACAUGUGUCCACCUGCAAGCUGACCAAUGAAGCCUGCUUCAUCCUCUACGAGUUCUGGCAGGAUGUGUCUUCAUGGAGAAGCCACUUGCAGUCCAGCCACAGCAAGACCUUCCAACGGUCCGUCAUAAGCUUGCUGGAGGCGCCAGAGCUGCUCACCACCAUGCUCUUCCCAGCUUCCUGGUGGAUCAUGAACAACAAUUAGGGGGCUUCGGGAA